This is a messenger RNA of Macrosteles quadrilineatus (aster leafhopper), 5813 nucleotides long. It is a transcript of the gene DCTN1-p150, whose product is annotated as dynactin subunit 1. The record is from RefSeq and is a predicted model, not a curated record. Lineage: Eukaryota; Metazoa; Arthropoda; Insecta; Hemiptera; Cicadellidae. Gene Ontology annotation, biological process: nuclear migration; establishment of mitotic spindle orientation. Bases 85 to 4869 code for a protein of 1594 amino acids. The transcript has 29 exons. Gene Ontology annotation, cellular component: axon; microtubule associated complex; spindle pole.
UAUCGAAAUUUCUCCUUAGGGAGGAACUGGUUAGUGGUAAUUUCUGCUGAAGUUAAACUAUAUUACUGUGCAAGUGACAAAACUAUGGCAAGUCUUCAAAUAGGCUCUCGUGUUGAAGUAGUCGGAAAAGGAGUCCAAGGUGAAGUAGCUUAUCUUGGAACUACUGGGUUUGCUACUGGGAAAUGGGUCGGUGUUGUCCUUGAUGAAGCUAAAGGCAAGAACAAUGGCACAGUUCAAGGAAAAACUUAUUUUCAAUGCCGAGACAACCACGGUACAUUUGUACGUCAGACGCAGCUUGCUCUAAUAGACGAAUUUGGUAACCGAGUUGAAGUUGUGCCGAGUCCGGCGUGUUCUACGGCAACCUCGCCGGGUGACGACAUGCCUCGGUCAGGCUUACGAUCUCGCCUUUCCAGCGCCAGCCGAAGAAGGACCGAACCCACAACCGUACGAAGGAAAAGUUCGCCAGCAACACAAGCUCCGUCGAGAGCCAGUUCUCGUCAGUCGCUUUCCUCAAGAAGCAGCCGAGGAGAUUUGCAAAGCCGAGAAGACAUUACGGGACUUGCGCCGACUCCGACCCAUACCCAACACGCGUCCGAACCUACUUCAAAGAGGGCGUCAUUCAUUGAGAACUCUGCCAAGCGGUCUCGUCUGCCCAUGUUAAAAUUUAGCCCGGCCACUCCGGCUCAAUCAAAGCUUUUUCCAAGGACCUCAAUGUCCUUAGAAUACAACGCCUCGCCUCAAACAGGGUUUGUAGAAACUUUGAAGCCGCAGUUUACGCCGGGGCAAGUAUUGGCUUCCCCCUCCAACGCACCUUCUCCCCGGCCCACCCCCGCUGUUCAUCCCCCACCUGACUCUGAAGAAAUGGAGAACCUGAAAACUCAGAUUCAGGAUCUUAGCGAAAAACUGGAGACUAUUAGAAUAAAAUACAAGGAGAAAAGUCAUGAAGCAGAACAGCUGAAGAUACAGUUGGAUCAGGCGCAGGAGUUCAAGAUGAAGAUCAUGGAGGCGCAGGCGGCGCUCAAGCGAGAACUAGAGAGAGCUCGCAAGGAGGCGGAGAAAGCCAUCGAGUCCAAGGAAGAAAUGUCAGACAUUGCCGAGACUCUGGAACUCAUCACACUGGACAAAGAAAUGGCAGAGGAGAAGGUCGAAUCUCUACAAAUGGAGCUGGACCAGGCCAAGGAACAGCUGGAAGAGUUGAAACUUGACUAUCAGCUGUUGAAAGAAGAGAUGUCUGACAAGAGAGGAGACUUGGAUGACAAUGUGCCUACAAGUUACGAAGUGAAACAGUUGGAGCAGCAAAAUGCAAGACUGCGGGACACUCUGGUCAGAAUGCGUGAUCUUGCAGCACAUGAAAAACAUGAAAUGCUCAAGUUGACUCGCGAUUUGGAAGCUAAGAAGUCUGAAAAUGCUGAUUUGGCAAAGCAAAAUGAAAAGCUCGUCGCAAAAACGUCUGAAUUGGAAAACCAAGUUACUGAUCUUCACGAGCAGGUAGAUGCAGCCCUUGGGGCCGAAGAGAUGGUGGAACAGCUCGGACAGCAGAAGCUUACUCUUGAAGAUCGGCUGAAGGAGAUGGAAGAGACCAUAGCAGAUCUGGAAGCUCUUCAAGAAGUGAACGAUCAACUCCAGGAGGACAGUCGUGAGCUAGAGCUGGACCUACGAGAGGAGGUGGAUUUGGCUCUUGCUGCCACGAGAGAGGCUCUAAGGCAGAAAGAGGCCAUUCUUGAAAGUCUUGCCGAUCGAGAGCUGACCAUAGUAAAAUUCAGAGAAUUGGUCAACAAGUUGCAAGAACAGAACCAGGAUCUACGGGUGCAGCUUGAAAAGGAAUCCACCAACAAGUCUCAAGUCGCUCACGUUCUACCAGAAAUGCUCGAUUUCAAGAAAAUGUUUGCCGAGAGCAAAGCUCACGCCAGAGCCAUUGACUUGGAGUUGCGCAGAAUGGAGGUCCAGCAGUCUCAACAGCAUGUGCAGUAUCUGGCUGCCUUCAUGCCCGACUCCUUCAUGAGUAGAGGAGGAGACAAUGACGCCGUGUUGGCUCUACUUUUAUUCCCUCGUCUGCUGUGGAAGUGUGAAGUGUUGUUGUCUCAACUCAAAGACAAGUUCCCCGCGGUGACAUCAGUCACAACGCAGGCUCUCACCCAAGGCCACUCUGUGCAACAGUACGCAUCCCGCUGCUUCCUCGCCAUGCAUCUCCACUCCCUUCAGGCUAUCCUGAGGCAGUUUCUAGACGGGUUGAACACCUGCAGCCCGGAGGUUCUGCUGAAGAUUGGAGCCCUUUACCCAGACAUGGCUCAGCAAGAGAAGGCACUGGAUGGAUACAUCGAUUUGCACAAGAGAGACCAAUUGGAUGAGAAUGUGAAUACUGACACGCUUGAGAAGUGUGUCGCCUACUUUGUGACUAUGCACCCUCUACUGCUAGCAGAGGUGGGACCUCAUCACAACCAUCUAGUCACUGACCUUGGCAAGGCUCUACAGGCAGCUUGUGACAGUAUCCAUACAGACACCUCUACUGUACAGGCUCUCAUCAAGUAUCCAUACAGACACCUCUACUGUACAGGCUCUCAUCAAGGUAAGUGUGUCGCCUACUUUGUGCCUAUGCACCCUCUACUGCUAGCAGAGGUGGGACCUCAUCACAACCAUCUAGUCACUGACCUAGGCAAGGCUCUACAGGCAGCUUGUGACAGUAUCCAUACAGACACCUCUACUGUACAGGCUCUCAUCAAGGCAGCCUGUGACAGUAUCCACACAGACACCUCCACUGUACAGGCUCUCAUCAAGGUAAGUUACUUUGUGACUAUGCACCCUCUACUGCUAGCAGAGGUGGGACCUCAUCACAACCAUCUAGUCACUGACCUAGGCAAGGCUCUACAGGCAGCUUGUGACAGUAUCCAUACAGACACCUCUACUGUACAGGCUCUCAUCAAGUAUCCACACAGACACCUCCACUGUACAGGCUCUCAUCAAGGUAAGUGUGUCGCCUACUUUGUGACUAUGCACCCUCUACUGCUAGCGGAGGUGGGACCUCAUCCCAACCAUCUAGUCACUGACCUAGGCAAGGCUCUACAGGCAGCUUGUGACAGUAUCCACACAGACACCUCCACUGUACAGGCUCUCAUCAAGGUAAGUUACUUUGUGACUAUGCACCCUCUACUGCUAGCAGAGGUGGGGCCACAUCACAACCAUCUAGUCACUGACCUAGGCAAGGCUCUACAGGCAGCCUGUGACAGUAUCCACACAGACACCUCCACUGUACAGGCUCUCAUCAAGGUAAGUUACUUUGUGACUAUGCACCCUCUACUGCUAGCGGAGGUGGUACCUCAUCACAACCAUCUAGUCACUGACCUAGGCAAGGCUCUACAGGCAGCCUGUGACAGUAUCCACACAGACACCUCCACUGUACAGGCUCUCAUCAAGGUGGGCCCAGAGCCGACAGACAUGGUGUUGCUGUGUCAGCACCUCGCUGCCGUCACCGAGGUGGUCACUCAGCACCUGAAGCAAGUGAGACGCAGGGUGGCUCUGUUUGAUUCCGACCUGCCUGCGUCGUCUGCUACCUCGGACCUUCCUCUCAGCUGUGGUCUGAUGGCUCGGGUCGCCAAACUGCUCAGAGAACUGGCCAGGUCUGCUCUGUCGCAGCUGGGUAACAACACAGACAGUGAAGCGGGAAUGGAUGUACCAAAGUUGAUGGAGACUUUGACCGUAUCUUGGGAGAGAAUAUUUGAGAAUGACCACAGCAGUGGACCAAUAGCCUCUAUCAAGGCUGCUGCGGCCACUGUAGCCUCGAACAUCGCUCAAGUAGCACAAUUACUGGUGGACACUGACCCUGCAGCACAAACCAACAAGGAGGAAAAGCCGGUACCUCCGAUCGUUCUGAGGGCUCGGCAAGUGAAGAGUGAACUGGAAGAGACGAAAGCACUGAGAGCUCGGCUGGAGACGAGGGAGGCUGAUAUCAGAGAACUCAAGAUGUUACUGAGGACUAAACAGGAAGAAGUGGGAGAACUGCAGGUGAGAAAGGACCUGGCGGAGAAGAGGCUCGCAAACCAGACGAGAGAAGACAAGAUGACCAUCGAGAAACUUGAGCGAAAAUUGGAAGAAGCACAAAAACAGAUGUUAAGAAAAGAAAAGGAGUUUGAAGAAACAAUGGACCAUCUUCAAGCAGACAUCGACUCUUUGGAAAGUGAAAGAGGAGAAUUGAAGGACAAAUUGAAGAAUUACUCCAAGAAAGUAUUCAUCGAAGGAGUUAAGUCGUCAGUUGUGAGUGGUACGUUAAGUGCGACACCUGGAAACGUAGCUGUGAAAGAAUCUCCAUUGCUGCUCAACGAGAUCAGAUAUCUACGUCAGACGUUGCGCAACGAGCAGGCGGAGAAGUUCAAACUCCAGGUGGACCACAUGAAAAAGCAGCUAGCCCAGCUUAAACCCCUGAAUGUGCCUAAAAAGAGAUCUACGGAAGAACUAGAUCAGCUCACUGCCAAAGCACAAAAUCUUUUAACGGAUGUCCGUAAGCAUAUGCUGCCCACAGUGAUAGACAUAAGCAAACGACGGCCAGGCGAACGGAGUAUGGAGCCUGCCAAUCACAUUCUGCGACGAAUGCAGCAAGAACAAAGUCUGCAGGACAGACUAAACCACCUACAGAAUGAAGUACUAAACCAAAAAGUGAAGCGGAAACGAGGAGGCAAGGUGGAAACAGAUCUCGCUGUAUUUCCCACUCCGGAAAUGUCCAAGGCUCUGGCAGAACAAGAACCAGUGCUGAUUGGGGAGUUAACGUUACCCAGAACGGACAACGACACUCCGAGCAUCGUGCCUAUAUAUCUAGACUCAAUCGCAGAUCUUAGACAGCUUCAAGAGAAGAUUCUCGCAUUGGCCGCUGGAUCAUAAGCUUCCCUGCUAUAGUAUAUGCUUUUGCUCAUUAAUUUGUUCUAAAAUACUUCAGUUGCAGCUGUGAUUUUAUUUUUUCAAACCGUGGGCAAUUUAUAAUAGUUGAAGUCAGUGGUGGUCCCAGGGGUAAUGGAUCCCUUCCCUAUAAUAUCAAGGUGGACCUUAUAUAUUAGCCGGUUUUUAGGCUUUAAAUUUUCCCGGAGAGAAAGGUGGAACCUCCUGUCUCUGGUUUUACGGUUAUUUUGUCUUAUUAAAUCUUGAAAGCUUGAAGCUAUGUUACUAUUACUUGAAGAAUAAUCUGGUUUAAAUCCAAGCUUAGUAAAGCCUAAAAACCAUGAUAGUAUUUUUAUAUUUUUUAAAUAUUUUUACUGUCUUCUUCACUUAUUUUUGUAAUCUACUAAAUAUUUUCCUAACAAAGUUGGGGUUGUGUUGAUUUAAAUUGAGUGUUUCCAAUCUGUGAUUUAAUUUUAGUUGUAAGCCUUAACUUUCUAAAUAAUUAAUUUAAAUAAGUUUCUUCAUUAAGUUAUUAAAAUAAUUUAAGUGGUAUUAAAUCAAUUGAUUUAGAUCGCCUUCAACAAACACGAAUAAUAAUUUAUUAGGAAUGUAAAACUGAUAAAUAUUAAUAUAAAAAAAGUUUCAAUGUAACCUUCAAUUUUAUUUAUAUCUCUGAUUUUAUAUUCAAGUAUCAAAAUUUUAAUUGGUAACUUUUUGUGCAAUAUAAUGAUGCGUAUACUUUUGUGAUAUGAAGCUGCAUCGUAUAAAAGUAACUUUGUUCUGUAUCCAAACUUGUGUUAUUUAAGUUGUUACAUAUCAAAAGAUGUUACUCGGGCACACAAUUUGUAAUGAUAAUUUAUUUAUUCACUUUUAUUAUUGUGUAUUCCCUGUAUAUUUUCAUGCAUAAUUUAAAAUGCUGUGUUAACUUGAAAUAUAUAUUGUUUCUUAAA